AUGAGGACGGCUUGCGUGGUUUUGCUGCUGAUUUUCCUCGAACCGACAACUCCUGCAGCUUUCUUGGAUGAGACCGUGUUCCAGAGCCGUGAGGUCACAAGCACGUCCAUGCAGCUUACCUGGUUGAAGGCUGCAACUGGUGUCUCAAAUCACUCGCUCAAAUUGGCCGGCUACUUCCUAACAGGAAAGUCUGAGCCUCAUUCGUUUCAAAACACUGUAUCUGGACGCCUGCACUCAUAUCACGCCCAGUGGUUGAAGCCAUGGACCGAUUACACCGUAAUUCUGAGGCCAUUUUUCACAGAGAGUGGCAAGCCUCAUGUUUCGUACAAGAUUGGCAGGGCAGCUUCGGUGAACGUCCGGACAGAAGCUGCUGCACCGGUAGAGCCCGGCUUGGUGUCCGUGCUAUCGGCCCAGCAGCGGCGCAUUGUGCUCAACAUCAUAGGCCCACCGACCUGGAACAGCGACCCGGUCGGGUUCAACGUGGCAUGGCAGUCGGUGAAUGAUCGCCGCGAACCACUCGGAGAGCUGAAAGUGCCGCUGCCGCCCAACUGGUCAUCUGUGGAGAACACGCUAAACGCCACGAUACCGCUGCCAGGUGGUCACGACUACCGUCUUUCCGUGAGUGCCCUAGGGUCGAAUGGUGCCGACAACAAUAUCUGGGGCCCCGCAGUAGACGUCAACGUAAGCCUGCCACUCGACUAUUACGAGAUUUCAGCGCACGUCAUUGGCCCAUCCAAGGCAGUCAUCUCGUGGCGAGCCUCCGAGAUAGUUGAAGUCUUCAAGGUGACUGUGUACAUUGAUUAUGGCGAAGGAAACCUUGAUUUCUACUCUAUGCGGGAAUUUGAAGGUACCGACACGACGUCCUCGAGGCCUACUGUUCUUUUUACCGAUCUGGAGCCUUGGAUGUACUACAUGGCAAGCCUCGAAGGUUGCCUUGGAAAAAACUGUAGCGCUGCAGUGAACACUACAUUCAGAACACCACCAAAACUCCUACCAAAGCCCGUUCUAGUCAGAGCUGUGUCUACAAGCAACAGCUCGUUCGAGCUCGCCUGGUCCUUCCAGAAAGACGAUGUCCGCCUCUACAACGGCUUCCGUGUGCGCUACUGUCACACGAGCGCUGCCUCGUGUCUCCAGGUUUACACCGAGAAGCAAGAACUGACUGUGCGCGGGCUCGAUUCGGGCGCGACUUACAUUGUUGACGUGCGCGCACAGUUCACCAUCACUGGCGGACGGCUGAUGAUCGGGUCGCCUGCUUUGGCGUCCGUGACUACGUGGAAAGACCUCCCCGACAUAAAGGUCACCGAUGAAGCAACAAUUCCAGACCACGUUGGAACCUAUUUGCUACGCUGGGAGUGCGUCAACAGCGACGUCGAUUACUUCCAGUACAAAACAGCGGAGGAAACAGCCUGGAUCCGGUGCACUAAUUCGGCUGACUGCGCUGUCACGGUUGAUAAGGGAGGGAGCACCGUGUUCUCAAGUGGAUACCUGCGGCUGACUAACCAAGUGACGAACUUCGACUUCAAUCUUUGGGUCCGCGGCUGUAAUGACCAUGGAUGCGGAGAAGAACGCUCGCUGUCAGUGGACUCGUACGUUCCAGGUCCACCUCCACUCAGUGAUGUCACUAUGACGAGAAGUCAACAUGAUGCAACACUGCGAUGGAGCGUGCCGCAUCCAAGUGCAUUCAAUGGCGUCGAAGUUACAUGGAACUGUAAUGGCAACACGAGUAUCGUCCAUUUCGCCAAAAUAAAUCAAAUUCUCUGGAACCCUUUUUUCUCCGGGGAGGCAUUGCUACCAGGUAUCCCUGAAGACGGAGAAUAUUGCAAGGCAACUGUCUCAAUGUACGAAGACCGAGACGGAGAUAUCUAUUACGGUCCAGUGAUGCCAGCCAUUCUCCAGUAGCGUAGCGACGGCGAUGCUACAGCGGUGGUAUUUCUCCACACUGGACGGUGUAGGUACCUUCAUCUCUGCGGUGAACAAUGGAAAUAAA
Dermacentor andersoni is the source of this 1987-nucleotide messenger RNA. RefSeq lists its product as uncharacterized. Lineage: Eukaryota; Metazoa; Arthropoda; Arachnida; Ixodida; Ixodidae. Gene Ontology annotation, molecular function: protein binding. The record is from RefSeq and is a predicted model, not a curated record.